AUGACGGCGACCACAACGGGCACCACUGUCUCUCCUUCAACAUCCACUGAAACGUCUGCAGUGACAGCCUCCAGCCCCACUGCCCCAGGCCCCAGCAGCACAGUUAUCACAACCCACUCCAGCACAACGGAGACCAUAACGGGCACCAGUGUCUCUCCUUCAACGUCCAGUGAAACGUCUACAGUGACAGCCUCCAGCCCCACUGUCCCAGGCCCCAGCAGCACGGUUAUCACAACCCACUCCAGCACGACAGAGACCACAACGGGCAGCAGUGCCUCUCCCUCAGUGUCAAGUGAAACAUCUGCAGUGACAGCCUCCAGCCCCACUGCCCCAGGAACCAGCAGCACGGUUAUCACAACCCACUCCAGCACGACAGAGACCACAACGGGCACCAGUGUCUCUCCUUCAACGUCCAGUGAAACAUCUGCAGUGACAGCCUCCAGCCCCACUGCCCCAGGCCCCAGCAGCACAGUUAUCACAACUCACUCCAGCAUGACAGAGACCACAACGGGCAGCAGUGCCUCUCCCUCAAUGUCCACUGAAACAUCUGCAGUGACAGCCUCCAGCCCCACUGCCCCAGGAACCAGCAGCACAGUUAUCACAACCCACUCCAGCACGACGGAGAUCACAACGGGCACCAGUGUCUCUCCUUCAAUGUCCAGUGAAACGUCUGCAGUGACAGCCUCUAGCCCCACUGCCCCAGGAACCAGCAGCAUGGUUAUCACAACCCACUCAAGCACAACAGAAACCACAACGGGCUCCAGUGCCUCUCCCUCAGCAUCCAGUGAAACUUCUGCAGGGACAGCCUCCAGCCCCACUGCCCCAGGCCCCAGCAGCACAGGUGUCACAACCCACUCCAGCAUGACGGCGACCACAACGGGCACCACUGUCUCUCCUUCAACAUCCAGUGAAACAUCUGCAGUGACAGCCUCCAGCCCCACUGCCCCAGGCCCCAGCAGCACAGUUAUCACAACCCACUCCAGCACAAUGGAGACCAUAACGGGCACCAGUGUCUCUCCUUCAACAUCCAGUGAAACAUCUGCAGUGACAGCCUCCAGCCCCACUGCCUCAGGAACCAGCAGCACGGUUAUCACAACCCACUCCAGCACGAUGGAGACCACAACGGGCAGCAGUGCCUCUCCCUCAGUGUCAAGUGAAACAUCUGCAGUGACAGCCUCUAGCCCCACUGCCCCAGGAACCAGCAGCACGGUUAUCACAACCCACUCAAGCACAACAGAGACCACAACGGGCUCCAGUGCCUCUCCCUCAGCGUCCAGUGAAACAUCUGCAGUGACAGCCUCCAGCCCCACUGCCCCAGGAACCAGCAGCACAGUUAUCACAACCCACUCCAGCGCGACGGAGACCACAACGGGCACCAGUGUCUCUCCUUCAACAUCCGGCGAAACAUCUGCAGUGACAGCCUCCAGCCCCACUGCCCCAGGCCUCAGCAGCACAGUUAUCACAACUCACUCCAGCAAGACAGAGACCACAACGGGCAGCAGUGCUUCUCCCUCAGUGUCCAGUGAAACAUCUGCAGUGACAGCCUCCAGCCCCACUGCCCCAGGCCUCAGCAGCACAGUUAUCACAACUCACUCCAGCACGACAGAGACCACAACGGGCAGCAGUGCUUCUCCCUCAGUGUCCAGUGAAACAUCUGCAGUAACAGCCUCCAGCCCCACUGCCCCAGGCCCCAGCAGCACAGUUAUCACAACCCACUCCAGCACGACGGAGACCACAACGGGCUCCAGUGUCUCUCCCUCAGCGUCCAGUGAAACAUCUGCAGUGACAGCCUCCAGCCCUACUGCCCCAGGUCCCAGCAGCACAGGUGUCACAACCCACUCCAGCACGACAGAGACCACAACGGGCUCCAGUGUCUCCCCCUCAGUGUCCAGUGAAACCUCUACAGUGACAGCCUCCAGCUCCACUGCCCCAGGCCCCAGCAGCACAGUUAUCACCACAACGGGCUCCAGUGUCUCUCCCUCAGUGUCCAGUGAAACAUCUGCAGUGACAGCCUCCAGCCCCACUGCCCCAGGAACCAGCAGCACGGUUAUCACAACACACUCCAGCACGACUGAGACCACAACGGGCUCCAGUGUCUCUCCCUCAGCUUCCAGUGAAACCUCUACAGUGACAGCCUCCAGCCCCACUGCCACUAGUCCCAGUUCUACGGACAACUCCGACAACUCCAACAACGCCUACUCCUGCCCCGUCGACAACCACGACCCCUACGACAACAAGGACAAUCACUACUCCAACCACCCCAGGAGCAGCUCCUGGGCCCGGGAUGCUGGAGGAUCCUGCCAGAAUGAGGGUACAUGGAUUGGAGAUUCCUGCCAGUGUCCCAGUGGUUUCAGUGGGACUCAUUGUGAGUUUCCUGUGCCCAAUCAGUGCCAAAAUGGAGGCAACUGGAACGGAAGCCAUUGCAUCUGCCGCGUCCCUUAUUCCGGCCCCAAGUGUGAACGGGUUGAGGAAACGGUGGCAAUGGAGACACCACCAGAGAACGUCACCGCCAAAGUGGAGGUGACCGUGAAGAUCACAAGCCAAAAUUACACAGAGGAUCUUCAAGACACGGAAUCGGAGGCCUACAAGGAAUUUUCAAAAACUUUUGAAGAUUUCAUGGAAAAUAUUUACCAGGAAAUCAAGGAGUAUAAAGGUGUGAAGAUUAAAGCCCUAAGUGAAGGCAGCAUCAUGGUGGAAUACGAUGUCAUCUUGGAGAAAAUAUUCACCUCCGAAUUCAAGAAUGAUUUUGAGGUCCUCACCAAGGAAGUAGAGGAGAGGAUCGUAACUGCCACGCAAGGGAAGAAUGAGAACUGCUCUUCAACUUCCUUGUGCUUCAGUCCCGAGGCCACCCAGGUGAAGGAAACGACCUUUACUUAUGAUCCUGAAAAGGACUGCAAAGAGAAGGUCGGGAAAGAUUACGCCCCCUUCUACUCCAUCAUCUACGUGAACAACAAGCCCAAAUGCCUGAACAACUGCAGCAGCGAGUCGGCCUGGUUCGUUCAGUGCAACUGGGGGCAGUGCCGGCUGGAACGAAGCGGUCCCCGUUGCUUCUGUUUAACCACGGACACCCACUGGUACCAGGGUUCGCGCUGUGACCACAGCGUGAAGAAGAGCGUGGUGUACGGCGGGGUGGGAGCGGCCGGCGCCGUGCUCUUGGUGGUCAUCGCUCUCUUCUCCGUCUACACCAUCAGAGUCCAGAGGACCAGACGCAGGGAAAAGGACAGACAGGACAGGCACUUUCACAACGACAAGGAAAUAGCUCCAGGGGCCUUCAGCAACGAGGGAUUCGGGAUGUGGGAAGCUGAAGACUUGGACCAGGAUAUCUACAACUUCCAGUUGGCGCUGGGAAACAUCAACCCCGAGGAGAAGGGCUGGCUCCUAAAGCCGUCUUCUUCAUCCCUCUUUCCCUACGGCCCCCAGCCCCCAAAUACUUUCCCCGAUGAAUCUUCCCCCUCCCACACCCCCACACCCCUUCGUUUCGCACACUCCAAGCGACCGGCGCACAAGAUUUCCAACAAUGAGAAGCAGCCUAAAGCCAUCGGGAAAGCGGAGGAAAAGCAGAAGUGGUUCUUGUCACCGGAUGGACGUGAUGUGACAGGGAACGUUGACUGGACCUUGGAUUCUGCCCUCUCGCCCCUUCCCUCGGCCAAGGGUGAGGGCCUCAACUCCCUGGCAAGAGGCCUGCCGGGAUGGAAAUCCCUUCCGCUGCGGCCGGCCAUGCCAGGCAGUGGCCCAGGGCCCGGCGAGUGA
Molecule: messenger RNA, 3750 nt
Organism: Tachyglossus aculeatus (Australian echidna)
Lineage: Eukaryota; Metazoa; Chordata; Mammalia; Monotremata; Tachyglossidae
Product: mucin-5AC-like
Exons: 17
Coding region: 1-3750 (1249 amino acids)
Source: RefSeq, a predicted model, not a curated record